Dermacentor silvarum is the source of this 8697-nucleotide messenger RNA. RefSeq lists its product as uncharacterized. Gene Ontology annotation, molecular function: G protein-coupled receptor activity. The transcript has 4 exons. Gene Ontology annotation, biological process: adenylate cyclase-activating G protein-coupled receptor signaling pathway; G protein-coupled adenosine receptor signaling pathway. Lineage: Eukaryota; Metazoa; Arthropoda; Arachnida; Ixodida; Ixodidae. The record is from RefSeq and is a predicted model, not a curated record. Gene Ontology annotation, cellular component: membrane. The coding region runs from base 287 to 1360 and encodes 357 amino acids.
CUUUCACUUCGUGAACACGUCGCCAGCACGACGAGACAGAACUUAUAGCUCCAGCGGCAUCUUUAUCGAGCUGACCAAUUUGAUUGGACAAAGUGUUGUUGACAGUCAGAAGCGAAGUUCCCUGAAAAAUCUUUAGCUUCUUCAGUCAUGGUAUGGCAGGUACAACCAUAUGUCUCAUAAAGGGUAAUAACCGAAAGCAUGAUUGCAGUUGACAGCACAGUCUCGCACAGCGGAGCUGCCCGCUUCGCCGCCUGGCGAUGGACGCGGCAAGCGCGGAAAGGAUAACAUGAUUCUGCGCGACGGAGCGGGUGGCCUGCCGGACCCGAUGUCGACCGCACCCAACGGCUCGGUGGCCAGCUGGACGCGCGACGAGGACCCCGGCUCGGGCCAGAGCGCGGCCGUGCGGCUCACGCUGCUCUCGUGCGUGUCGGCGGCGGGCUCGCUGGGCGGUGUGUUCGUCAUCAGCGCGGUGAUCGUGAUGGAGCCGCUUCGCACUCGCGGCAACGCUUUCCUCGUGUCGUCGGCGCUGGCGCACCUGCUAGUGUCGGCGCUGCUGCUGCCGUCCACGUGUGUGGCCAUCCUGGCGGGCGUGACGCGCGACCCGGGCCUGUGCCACUUCCAGUGGGCCCUGCUCGUGGUGUGCCUGGUGGCCAGCCUGCUCUCGUUCGCCUGCCUGGCUGCCAGCCAGGGGCUGGCGCUGCGCUGCUCGCGCGGCGCCGUGCUCGCCGCGGCGCUCGCCAGCUGGGCCGUGGCCGCCACAGUGGCGCUGGGUCAGCGUGGCCUCGGACUGGGACCGACGUUCUGUGGUGGCGCGCCCGUGGCCAGCAACGUGCCGCUGCAGGCGGCCGUGGCGGCGCUCUGCAUUCUGGUGCCCGUGCUGCUCACCGUGCUAGGCUUUGGCGUGGCGCUGGCGCGCGCGCGGCGCCACGAGCCCGACGGGGCGGCGCUCGAGCUGCUCAAGAGCCACGUGGCCGUGUACCUGCUCACGCUGGCCAUGUGGGUGCCCGGCGUGGCGCUGGCCGCCGUGUCGCUCAGCCGCCAGGUGCCGCCGCACCUGGUCGACGUGGCGUGGUGGCUGGCGCUGUCGCACUCCUGCCUCUACAGCUACGUGUACGCCGCCACGCACCGGACGUUCCGUGUGGCCUUCAACAAGCUCUUCUUCUACUGCUGCUGCAAGAGCCACGUAACCUUCUCAAGGCCCUCGCGUGAGCAGCGCAUUGGGCCGCAGGGCUCCGGCGUCGGCCUCCGGGUUCACAUUAUUCCCGCCAUGAACAUUUACUCGGCCAAAAAGGACUCUAGCCAGGCGGCCGUCAAGCACUGCGUCCAGGGGAAAGGUCUGCACUGCAGCUACGACCUCUAGCUGCGGGCGGCCUCCCUCCUCCUACUCCUCUCAGUGUGGUGCUACGGCGCUGACCGCCGCAGGUCUUCGCAGAGAACCCAUUCAAAGCUCUUCUUCUCAGCUGUCGGCGCAAACGGGGACAUUAUCUGUCUGUGCUAUAUGUGUUUUCAGUAUUCCUAUACGUGUCAUCGGCAAGUGAGCGCCGCGGAAGCAUUUGUCGUGUAAGCAUAUAUCUAACGGUCCAGACUUAUGUGUCAGUGGAGAAGUGUACUUACGUUCUUUGCGAGUCUUUUUUCCAUCCCCGUCCUAUUGAAUGUUGAGAAAUUUCUGUGUUCCACGAGUCAAGUUAUGUGUGCUUUUGUCCUUAGAUGCAGGAUAAGAAAACUCGUGGAUGCGGGGGAAAAAUGAUGAUGAAUACGGGCACGUAGACUUAAUAUUGUUUUCCGAUGAUCGCAAUGCCCUAAUUAAAGAAAGACACCUCCAGCAACACUAUUUAUAUUCUUGCUUGUACAGAAGACACACUGACUGUCAGAACAGAGUAACGUCAGCUGCUGCUUUCGUCGCCAGCUGUUGACAGCAGAACAGAGAAGUCUGAAAUUUGGAUAAUACAUAAACUCAAUCUAGUAUUUGUAAUGCAAGAAACUAGGAAAACAAUGCCUGGACAACAAAGUAUGUCAUGUCUUAUAUUGCACUUACUAAUGAAAAAAUAUUGAAAUAUGUUUACGCAUACAUUCCCACAUAAAGCGUGAACUCGCUUAUAUCUGACAUUGUCAGAUUUAAAACAUUGUUAAUGCGUUCAUUACUCCAGUUUCGGGGAAGCGCUGUUACUCCUUGAACCAUGGACCCCAUGUACUCUAUGUGUAAUCCUAGGGACACAACGUUAAAUCACCAGCAUUGGUAACCAUUCUGAGCAGCAACAAGGCAUUUCAGGCACGCUAUAGCUGCGCCUUAUAGAAGUCUGUUAAUAUCUGAACGAAAAAUUUGCGACGAAGGAACAGAAUCAAAUAUUUAUGUAUAUCCGUUUCGUAGAUGGCUUUAUUUUUUAAGAUGAGCGAGUGAGAGCAACCACGAAGAAGCAUUGCCGUGCUCAAGCUAGACUAUUUUUGUUCGGAGUGACGCGUCGGCGCACAUACUCAGAUUUUUGCUAUUAAAAGAAAUCAUUUUUGUAGUUGUUGCAUCCUAUUGCCAAAGCAGGCGUCGGGCUUACUAAUAUUCAGCAGUGCUUUCCGUGGCGACUACCAGACAAAUGGCCUUCAGGUACAAAUGGCUGAGGCUCUUAGACGUCUACUUUAUUGCAAAAUUUUGCAGUCAGUUGCAUUUAAACGAUUCACGGCACUUAAAAGCAUUGCCCAAGAGCCGCGAUACGGGCUCUAUUUUUGAACAAAGCGUUCCCUCUAUCCCUCGGCCGUGACACAGUAUUGCUGCUUACUCGUAGGUGUACUUGCAACAAGCUUCGACUGAAAUGUCCGCCGUGUAGACAUCGAAGCGGUCCCUUUGUUGACCACGAUUAUCGGUGAGAAGCCGCAACCACAGUGCCAAACUAUUUCACCAAAUGAGUAGUGCUUAGGCUUAGAACAAUGAAAUAUGAAUCUUACUUAAAAAGCCCGAAAUUUCAAAGUGAACACUGACAUAAGAACUACAGUAAGCUUGAAAACGUACCAAAAAAAAGCCAAUGAAGUGCCUGCUAUCACUAUAGGACGGUUCGAUAGAUGGUCAAACAAGCUUCGCAUCGACACCACUCGAUCACUUAGCCAACAGCUGGCGUAUUCAACGAGGAGACGCAAUUGCAGGUUACUUUUGCUAUCAAACUCCUUUUCUGUUCUUAAUAUAUUUUUGGCAAGAAUUAAUUUCAUUCUUGCUAAGAAUGAGGGCAUCGUUGUCGUUCCAAAAGAAAUUAGCGAAUUAUUCUCCUCGCGCUGAAUAAACGACUUAUUGGAUUUCGAUUAAAGUUGGAGAUUAUGUGUACACGAGACAGUUAUUAUCAACCGAUUCUUUUGGCAUGUCUGUGCUCCCGUGGUAUCAUUUUCUUUUCAUUUUUUUUUUUUUUGCUUUCAAUCAAGAACGCCGAUCCAAGCAGAUAUGGGACCGCACACCAGGACUGCAAUCAGUUAAAUUUCUACCGAACCGAAAAAAAAAAAAGAUAUGAGGAUCAAACCUGCGAGGUUUGUGCAUAAAAUUUUGAACAUAAAUCACUAGGAAUGAAAGUAACCUUUCUGUUUCUCUCCUACAUAGACGCCUAAGGAAAAUGCGCGCUCAGUCAAUUUAUGCUGAGGACCAUUGUGGAAGGACCUCAGUGCAGGCGUAAAGCAGCGAUUUUUCGCGUCUAUAUUUAGUACUAUGAUUAACACGGACACGAUAGCCGUGCUCGAAAAUUGAAUGCUUUUGGCAUGUCUCAACACGCGAUGUCGUUUCGAGUCUCCAGGAAAGAAUACCGUUGCCGUCUAUCGGGGACAUUGCUUGGAAGGCUUAGCGUCAUCAGGACGUGUGAACAUCUAUCUCAUCGCUGUACGUGCAGGGCACACAACCUAAUGUUUUUGAACGCUGAUUAAAAUUCAGCCUCACAAUUUUCGGUACCGCUGAGUUUCUUUAAGCGGUUUGCUGCCACGCUACUUAAGUAAGUUCUUUUGCUUGGCAAUAUCUUAAUUUAUAUUACAAGAAGUUAAUCUCGCUGCGGUUCGUUUAUCCUUUAGAAUGUAUUUAUACGUCACAAUGACUGUUUUUACUCAUAAACCGCUAUACAUUGGGUGACCCAGAAAACAAAAGAGUAUUCUUCUUUAAAAGUUGACAAUAUUUUCCACAAUAAGGUGCUUUUAGGGAUGUACUUACACUCCGCAGCAGGCACGAAAGUAAUGAUAUGACGUAAUCGGGAUAAAUAUUAUAUGGUGACCUAACGCGAUGCAGCGCGGUUGACUUGCUUGCUUUUUUUUUUUUUAUCAAUAGCAAUCGCGCACCCGAAUCUCAAAGAAGGCUGCAAUCAUUGGUCACAUAACGGAGAAAAGUUGCACAAAAAUAUUGACGUUCAUGAGGUGCAAACAUUUGCACACUUAUAACGAAUUAUUUAAAUUUUGAAACGCAAUUAAGACAAGGGGGUUAUAGGCAAGCAUGGCGUACUUAGAGUUAGCAGUUUUAUGCUUUACUACAUAUAUGGUCGUCAAUGCCCCACUGCACGUUAAAUCAGGCAUUUUGUAAGAAUACCUAGUAUACAUCCCGUCUUCACAUGAAGUUUCUCUAGAGUCUUCGUCAUGCAUAUCAAACCGAAAGCGUUUCGCGCACGCGUUGUUAUGUCGCACGCGACAUACUCGUCCUUAUAAUCCUGACAGGCGAGUUCGAGCGUCAGCCAAAGUCUGACACUUGUGCUCGAAAGCGGAGAUCAGGGCACCGAAAAACUCCGUCAGUGUUCAGCCACGAUGCAUGCUUCUUGUCCGUCACAGCCUAUUGCUUGUGGGUAUCUAGGCGUGCGCGGUAUAUACAUCAUUUGCUUGGCGGUUACCUAAGUUAUCAUUUACGUAGUGAUAGCAUGGGGUGAAAGAUUAAAUGCCCAAGUCGUGUUUUCAUCUCUGUAAAAUUAAGUAUUUCAUGCCCAGGGAGUGUUGAGGGAUGGCGUCGUCCGGAAGGUCGCAGGUGAAAUGAUAGCAGCUUCUUUAAUGGUUCAGAGUUUGUUUCUAACACUCUUCUAAGCUUCGGGACCAUGAACAGAUGGAUCUUCACAGCAACAUUAUACUUUAAAAAAGGAACUAAAAAAAGACUCACCUUGCGACAAAAACACUGGUACGUUACUGAUUCUUUGCUAUCGAAACGUAAGAAUUAGAUACUGAUUUCAGGUUCAUGAUUACUUCUAGGUGUGUUGUACGUUACAAUGCAGAAAUGAUUUCCGACCUGGUAGAUCUGGAGGAUAUGGUGUCUAGCGCUUCCUGAAAAGUCGUCUGCAACUUUGUGCUCCAAACGCUUUUCGCAGACGUAGUAUAGAUGCGACGUAUUUGGCCUGCUGUUCGCGUUGUCUCUCCUUGUCGUAAUUUCGUGAAAAGCCAUAGACGGCUGACAUAACAUUAAUUUGAACGCGUAUAUAUAUAUAUAUAUAUAUAUAUAUAUAUAUAUAUAUAUAUGCACUGUGCAAAGCGCUUCCUAUGAAAGCGCUUUUUCCUAGCGUUAUACAUAUGGCGUAAUUAAAUAUAGUGCACCACGGUGUUGCUGCAGUUUGUAUGUUUGUGCUAAGCACAGUAAUUUAGCAGUAGCUUUGCCCUUUCUUUCCCCCCUUGUCUGCACUGUGGUUCUUCCAUAGACACCUACGUACAGGUUUGGUGUACUCAUUACUUUAUUCAUUUCUCCUUUUUAGAGAGGCAAGAUAGUUGCAAAUGUUGUUGGACCGAACUCGGAAUGGCUGCUUUCGUUUUGGAUUCGGCCCGGCCCUCGGUCUGUGCUUAUAGUUCACUUUAAUGACGGCUCCAAAAUCCACGCAUUGUGCACUUCCGAUCCAGGAGCAGAUCACGGUUCAGUGCCACCUGUCGAUUCUUUUCGAGUUCGGUCCUCUUAGCACGAGCUUACACAAAAACCGCGUGAGCAGCAGUGAGAAAGGGGCCGUUUCUCGUCAGGCAUGCCACCGCAGCUUCGCCUCUGGGUCGCGAGACCAUUUCGCCUCGCGCUCGCAAACACCGAGAGACCGUCCUUGAGACUCGCACGCGUCGCCACUGGACGAGAAGAGAGGCCUCAGUACAUCUCGCCAUUUGGUCCAGGCACCAGCUACGUCACACGCACGCACGCUCCAGAUGAAAGAAGGGGGAGGGGCGGAGCCGCUAAUGCGCACCCCGUUUCACACACAAAAUUACACGCACAUGCACGAGUUCAAGCCUCAUCACACACUGUCCCAGCUUAGUGUCACACACACACACGCCGUACACGGACACACACACGCAGUGAUUUAUCGCCGUCCACCAGUGCGCCUUUCGAAGAAAGAGGGAAGGAAAUCUCACAUAGGUUGUGGAUUACUUGCUUUCCUAAGUACGGGCAGCGUUCUAAACGAAAGCAGUGUGCGCUUUUACAGCGCCCCGGUUAGAAGAUUUACGAUUCCUUCCACCAUGACUAGCGUUUAGAAAGCGCGUAGGGAAUAGAUUUAGCCUUCGCUUUAUUCGUGCGGUUGAGUCAACGGGCAAGGCGUUGUAAAAUGUUGCUGCAGCUGCCGCAACCGUUAAAGUAUUAAACUGUGCUUCAACAACCCCGCAUUGGUUCGCCGCUAAUGUGGUAAAGAAAAAGAACAGCAUCUUUACGCGCACACGUUCUUUUCCUUUUCAUUAAUAGUUUUAUUUUUUUUUUUACUCGGCACACACCCUACACGAUACAUUACUUGAUCACGCGCACGAUAAACAUUCAUUAAAAGUUGUUCACACAAUUUCCUGCAGGUCGAUCGCGAAGGUAACUCUGCGGUGUUCAAACCCUAUAUAACUUUUGCCACACAAAACAGAUAACACACAGUAUUACCAUAUGUCUAAUAAGAACAUACAAAACCUUCGCCAAGGCUUUUCGAAGUAUCGCUGCGUCGAUGAUACUGCAUUAGCCGUGUUAUAUAUUGACAAACCUAUCUUAGAGACCAUAGAAUAACCGUGUGUGUAUUCGAAGACUAGAAUGAGGACACUGCAGGGGAUUUCAUUAUCUUGGUAGUGUAUAUUGCGCAGCCAAUUAACGUGCUUGUAAAGCGCAAUGAAGGAAUAAAACCUGACAUUAAAAUGGCCGACAUUUCAGUCGGCAUAUAUAAACCAUUUACAUUUGGCGUGAAAAUAUCAACUAGUAUGAAACGAAUGGGCCAAUUCAAGGGGGAAGAAAUAAGAAGACACCAUAUCACAACCUCUUGUGCGUCAGGUUGUUUUACGCCGUUAGCAACAGACUACUUCGAGUAGUAAUGCAUGCGGUGAAUUGAGUUUUUCAAAGGCAAGAAGUGAAUGGUGGAAGGCGACCUUGUGCAGAAAGGAAAAAAAAAUAACAUGUUCGGUCGCUCGCUAGUUUUAUCGAAGUGGUAUAAAUUGAAGGGAGCGGUUAAAGAACUAACUAUAAACGCUUUAGUAUUGCAGAAGUACGACAUUCGCAGAGUUCCCAUUUACCCACCCCAGCGUAUGUUCCCCAGCGCUCGGCAAAGAGCGAAAGUUUUGCAGACUGCGAGUGAAACAGUGUACAAACAGUGUCGCCAGUAUGAUGCCCAGAAACGGUUGUUGUUUGUAUACUCUGUAGCAUGUUGUCCAUAUUUUUUGUCGACUUAUACAAGUACGCGUGUGCUCAUGUUUGUGGACGUUUCGCAUAUACAUGCUGCUCUUACAGAUUGCAAUUUGUUCUGUACUGUAUGUAUCGCUUCGCUUCAAUUGCCUUCUCCGUGGACUUUGGGUUGAUUUCGUUGCGUGUAUGUUCGUGCGUAUGUGUUCGUAGCAAGAAGGUCAUGUGCAUCAGAGCAUGCGGUAAGGUGUUUUAGCACCGGAGAAAAAAAAAAGAAGUGCUGCCGGUGAACGCGAACGGUCUUUCACAAACGCAUCGCUCUGCCCGUCCGGGCACGUGCCUGGAUAGCUGGCCUCAAAUUCCGCGCAGGCAACGCCCAAGUUCGAACGACUCGCCCCCGACGCUUUGUUUCAGAAGCUUCGCCACAGCCCCAUGCCUCCGACGCGGCGGGGCUCCUUGGUUACGCUGCGCACGCACUGGACGCAGUCUGCGCCCAGGGGCGUCGCCAGGGCAGCAGGGACGGCGCAGGCGGUUUCGAAACUUAGGUUGCAGAGCAUGACCGCGUUUGCGAUGCAUCCGCCACCGAAGAUCGUAGCUUCCGCUCUCGUGUCAUACCUUUCUAGCUUCACGAGCUUUCACCGUGGAAAGGUGAAACCACUUCUUUCGGGAACUCCGUCGCGAACACGGAACAGUGUCGUGGGUUUGGCCUGCCGUGGCUUUAGGUGCAGUCACCUUGAGGCCCAGGCGAAACGGGGCACGCCGUCACGCCUCCCGGCAGCCGACACGGAGGAUCGGGCGCGAGUACUCAUCCGAUUGACUGCCACGAGCAACUGAGAGUCGGGUGCCGGGUGUGGAAAGGAUUAUCCUUGGGGGGAAAAAAAGCGAGCGCGCGAAGCGGCUCCGGCAGUGACAUGCUGCUGCAAGCGCGCCCGCGCACCGUCUGUUGUACUCUAUACUCUACCUACAUGUGCAUUUCACGUGGCCGACCGGACGGACUGCAGAGCGACAGGAUAUUUUUCAACAGGAGGUGGUGCCCACCCAUUCGGCGGUCAACGUGCUUUUGUCAGUGUGUUGUUACAUCGGUACGUUUUACAAGCCUUUUACGAAAUUGUGCACUGCUUGUGUGUACAUGAUAAUAAAAAUGUUGCCGGUAUCUUUGUAAA